This is a messenger RNA of Amaranthus tricolor (Joseph's coat), 1676 nucleotides long. RefSeq names its product GDP-mannose 3,5-epimerase 2. The transcript has 7 exons. Gene Ontology annotation, molecular function: NAD binding; GDP-mannose 3,5-epimerase activity. Bases 216 to 1349 code for a protein of 377 amino acids. The record is from RefSeq and is a predicted model, not a curated record. NCBI's taxonomy places the organism in Eukaryota, Viridiplantae, Streptophyta, Magnoliopsida, Caryophyllales, Amaranthaceae.
AAGUAUUAGAACCCUUCGCUCUCUCGCAGAACGUGAUAGAAAACUAGAGCGAUAAAUGAGUGGCCAUCGAUUUGCGGUUCUUCCUUCUACGUAGCUUAUUUAUUGUACUCCUUCCUCCUCUCAAUUCCUGUAAAUCAACGUUUUUCAUUAUCUCUUUCAUUUGUUUUCUUCUCCCUUAAAUUAAACUCUUCCAAUUCUUUGUUAAACAGAGCAGGAUGGGGAAUAAUGAUGGAUUUGACUAUGGUUCUUACACCUAUGACAAGCUUGAGAGGGAGCCAUACUGGCCGUCGGAGAGGUUGAGGAUUUCAAUCACUGGAGCUGGUGGUUUUAUUGGAUCCCACAUUGCUCGGCGUUUGAAGAGUGAAGGACACUAUGUAAUAGCUUCAGAUUGGAAGAAGAAUGAGCAUAUGACUGAGGAUAUGUUUUGUAAUGAAUUCCAUCUUGUUGAUCUUAGGGUGAUGGACAAUUGUUUGAAGGUCACGAAAGACGUUGAUCAUGUGUUUAACCUUGCUGCCGAUAUGGGUGGCAUGGGUUUCAUCCAAUCCAAUCACUCUGUUAUUAUGUAUAACAAUACAAUGAUCAGUUUCAACAUGCUUGAGGCAGCUAGGAUUAGUGGUGUUAAAAGGUUCUUCUAUGCCUCAAGUGCGUGCAUAUACCCUGAAUUCAAGCAGUUGGAAACUUCCAAUGUUAGUCUUAAGGAGGCAGAUGCUUGGCCUGCAGAGCCACAAGAUGCUUAUGGGCUGGAAAAGCUAGCUACUGAGGAGCUGUGCAAGCAUUACACCAAAGAUUUUGGUAUUGAAUGCCGAAUUGGAAGGUUCCAUAACAUCUAUGGUCCAUUUGGCACUUGGAAAGGUGGUAGGGAGAAGGCUCCAGCUGCUUUCUGCAGGAAGGCGAUUACGUCUACCGAUAAGUUUGAGAUGUGGGGGGAUGGGUUGCAGACUCGGUCUUUCACAUUCAUUGAUGAAUGUGUGGAAGGUGUACUAAGACUGACGAAGUCCGAUUUCCGAGAGCCAGUGAAUAUUGGAAGCGAUGAGAUGGUUAGUAUGAAUGAGAUGGCUGAAAUAGUUUUGAGCUUUGAGGACAGGAAGCUUCCAAUCCAUCAUAUUCCGGGCCCAGAGGGAGUCCGUGGUCGUAACUCAGAUAAUACAUUGAUCAAGGAGAAACUUGGCUGGGCCCCAACCAUGAGGCUAAAGGAUGGGCUACGGAUUACUUACUUCUGGAUCAAGGAGCAGAUUGAAAAAGAAAAGUCUCAAGGUAUGGACCUGUCGGUUUAUGGAUCAUCUAAGGUGGUGGGCACCCAAGCUCCAGUUCAGCUAGGCUCUCUACGCGCUGCUGACGGCAAGGAAUGAUGCAUUUUCGUCCGUACAUAAACCAUCAUGUGUUAGGUUAUACUACCUAUGUUUUUUUAAUAGCUAGUCGUAUAUGCCCUUUUUGCUAUUCUAGCAAUGAUUUUCAAUCGGUAAAUUCUCGGAAGUGUUCUCAGACAGAACAAUGCCAGGCUUCAGCAUAAACUUUAUGUUAUCAUAAACUGGGUCAAGUGUUGUUAAGUCGAAUAUAUACCUCAAUUUCAGGUUGUUUUGGGCACCGGAAAUUGUAUGUUAUUUAGUAUUAUCAGAAAAUUUUGGUUCAGUUACUUGCCAAUCCUUUUUAAUGGCUAAACCUAUUUUUCGGGAUUA